GGCAUGGUAGGGUUUUGCUGUCGAGAAAGGGGCCUAAUAGAACAUUUAUUCUGCAAAGGGGCGUCAACGAUAGGUCCCGCCCCCAGCGCGUCUCCGCCUCCGCCACACUCAACAUGGCGGCGACGCAGAGCCGCCGAGGCACCUGAGCAAGUCGCCAGUGGCGGGUCUCCACUCCAGUCAUGGCGGCACCUCGGCCCGCACGGGGCAGCGGGCCUCUGGAGACGUGCGAGCUGGAGCGGAUUUUGGAAGCGUUGAAGCUGCUGCUGAGCCCGGGAGGAUCAGACUCCAGUUCACUGCAGAUCACAAAGCAUGAUGUCCUGUUGGCUACUUUGAAAUCUAACCUGUCUGCUUUGGAGGACAAGUUCCUGAAGGAUCCUCACUGGAAGACAUUGAGACUCCUCAGGGAUGAAAUUGCCAAAAAGGCAGAAUGGCCACAAAACUCUGUGGAUGUCACCUGGAGUUUUACCUCCCAGACCUUGUUGUUGCUGUUAUGCUUGAAGGAAACCAUGGUCCACCUUGCAGCUGAUUUCAGCCCAGGUAGACCCAACCCUCGCACACCCGAAGCCGCUCCCGCCUUGAGCCCUGAUACACUCAGCAUCUCUCAGCAGAAGACUGUGCAGUCUGCCUUGCAGUUCGUGGUCACCUUGGGACUCUGCCCCUACCUCAUGCCUGGUGUGGGGGUCCCCCUGCGAUCCAGGACUGCAUUUGGGGCCAUUGUGCCAGAUGUGGUCUGUCUCGAUGCUGCCCCUGCUGCCACCCAGAGACUGUACAGCAGCUGCAGGAUCCUCUUAAAUGUUGCUCAACACACUGCUCUAGGGAGCUUGAUUUUUUGCCGCCAUUUGGGAGACAUUGUAGCAGGCCUGUGCCAGCUGGGAUUCUGCCCAACUAAGAGAAAACCACUAAAGCCUGAGGAAGAGGUGUUAACAGAAGAAGAAAGAGCUCUCUCUAAGAAGGCAUUGAGGGACAUACUCGAUCAAGUGUAUCAGCCACUAGUAGUGCGAGAGUUGCUUCUCCUCCAGGGAGGACCCCCCCAGUCCUGCACAGAUGUGAAGACCCAAGUUAGGUGUCAGGCCCCAGCCUGGCUUCGGCGUCUGUGUGGGCAGCUGCUCUCUGAAAGGUUAAUGAGACCCAAUGGUGUCCAGGCAGUGGUCCGGGGCAUUUUGGAAGGAGCAGGUGCGGGGGCGGCUGGUGGGAGCGACGCUGAGGCAACGGCUGCUGACUGGAAGAAGUGUGACUUGAUUGCCAAGAUAUUGGCCUCUUGUCCCCAACAGUCUCUCUCACUGGAGAGUUACUACCAGGGUAUCUGCCCGCAGAUUCUGGAUUUAUUUCACUUUCAAGAUAAAUUGACAGCCCGACAAUUCCAGAGAGUUGCCACCACUACCUUUAUAACUCUGUCAAGAGAACACCCACAGUUGGCAGCAGAUUAUUUGCUGCAGCCCCUUUUGGCACCUCUUCAUCGGUGCUCAAGCACAGCAGAGAUUCCAGAGAGUGACAUGGCACCAGGGACCAUUUUGGUGACAGAAGAAGAACUUAAUAGAUGUGUUGAGGAUAUUUUUAAGGUGUACGUGGUCGGAAAUGAACCUUCCACAGUGCUGCUGGGCUCCCUGCUCCCAGUGCUGGGCGUGCUCUUCUGUCUCUACUGUUACACCAAGCAGAGCGUGUCUCACAUAAGGUCACUUUGCCAAGAGAUCUUAUUAUGGAUUCUGGGGAAGCUGGAGAGGAAGAAGGCAAUUGCUAGCCUGAAAGGAUUUGCAAGGUUGGACAAAUCUGUGCCCUCUCUCCAUUCUCUGUGUCAGUUCAGAGCUGCCACCCAAGGGGGCAUUGUGGUCGCCAUCAAAGAGGCCUUUUGUGAUGAAGAUGAAGAUGAAGCCCUGUAUCAAAAGGUUUCCUCAGAGCAGAGCCAGAUGGAACAUCUUGGGGACUUGCUGUCCUACUGCCAAGAAUGUGGUUUGGCAGGUGACUUCUUCAUCUUCUGCUUGAAGGAGUUGACACAUGUGGCCAUGGAAGAUGAAGCAGAGUUAAAAACUGAGCCUUUCUCCAGCAAAAGCCUCUUGGAAUUAGAGCAGCACCGAACUCUCCUCAUGGAAGGUCAGGAGCAGAGGCUGCUGGUGCUGCAUCUGGUGGCUAUUCUGUGUGAGAGAAUGUCUGAGCAGAUAUUCACAAACAUCACUCAGGUCGUGGACUUUGUCGCUGCCACACUGCAGCGAGCUUGUGCAAGCUUGGCCCAUCAGGCAGAGAGCACAGUGGAAUCGCAGACCCUGAGCAUGUCCAUGGGGCUGGUAGCUGUCAUGCUGGGAGGUGCUGUCCAGCUGAAGUCGAGUGAUUUUGCUGUUCUGAAGCGGCUGCUGCCUCUGUUAGGAAAAGUCUCCGACAUGUAUCCUGACCCUGUCAUCCAAGAACUUGCUGCUGAUCUCCGCAUCACCAUCUCUACCCACGGGGCCUUUUCCAGCGAGGCUGUCAGUGUGGCUGCCCAAAGUACCCUGAAUAAAAAGGAUCCAGAAAGCAAAAUAGAACAGCAACAAAGCAGUUAUGAGAGAGACACUGACCAGUUUUCUCACCACCUUGAACAACGGCAAAGCCAUGAGAAAUGCAGCCAGGCUGGCCUGAAGUCUAACGCCACACUCAUUCCUCAGGAAGCCAAUGAAGCCAGGCCUCCCACCAACCAGAAGCCUGGGAGCACAACCACAGAGGAGCUCCAGGCAGUUCUUUUAGCAGCUUAUGAUCCCCAAAUUCCUACCCGGGCUGCCGCUUUGCGAACUCUUUCCCGCUGGAUAGAGCAGAGAGAAGCAACAGCCCUUGAGAUGCAAGAGAAACUUCUCCAGAUAUUCUUGGAGAACUUGGAGCAUGAAGACAGCUUUGUAUAUCUGUCUGCAAUUCAGGGAGUUGCCGUACUCUCAGACACCUACCCUGAGAAAGUCUUGCUUGGCCUGUUGGCUCAGUACGACAGCAGUAAAGACCAGCGCACACCAGAGACCAGAAUGAAGGUUGGGGAAGUCCUGAUGAGAGUUGUCAGAGUUUUGGGAGAUAUGGUCUCAAAGUACCGAGAACCUUUGCUCCACACCUUCCUGAGGGGAGCCAGGGAUCCAGACAGUGCUCACAGGGCCAGCAGCUUAUCCAACCUCGGAGAACUGUGCCAGAGACUGGACUUUCUCCUGGGCUCCGUGGUUCAUGAGGUAACAGCUUGCCUGAUUGCAGUGGCUAAAACAGACCCCGAAGUUCAAGUGCGCAGAGCUGCCAUCCAUGUAAUUGUGCUGCUGCUUCGGGGACUCAGCCAGAAAGCUACUGAGGUGUUGAGGGAUGUUCUCAAGGAUCUCUACCACCUGCUGAAGUAUGUGGUGAAUUUGGAGCCUGAUGCUGUGGCCAAGCUCCAUGCCCAGCUGGCCCUGGAAGAGCUGGACGAGAUCAUGAGAAACUUCUUGUUCCCGCCACAAAAGCUUGAGAAAAAGAUCGUGGUCCUGCCAUAGACAAGGCCCAAAAGACUUCCUGGAGGCUGAGGACCAAGCAGCUAGAGCAGUGCCCAUACCUCUCAGCAAGUGGCCCUACUGCAUCUUGGUGCUGGCAAUAUGGCUGACCUGGGAGGUGGCUUCAUGGAUGGUUUUUAUGUCUUUAUUUUAGUCUUCCUAAAGCAUCUCUUUAGCAUCCUGCAUCCAGACCAAAGCUUGUGCCAUUAAAGGAAAAAGAUGACAGAUCUCAUUAAUCUACAUGUUUUUCACAACCUGUAGCCUUUAACAAUAGACAUUUACCUGAUAGGAGUAUAUUUUUAAUACAACUGAUGGAAUAUGAUUAAUUGUUCCUUCUCUUAUGACUUGAAAAGAGAUUGGCCAUCCAUAUGUUACAUAUCUUAAUAGUCUUUUGUGGUGAGAUUCUUCUUCCUUGUGAUAAAUGACAAAUAGCCAGAAUUUGUCACCCUUAGCUAUUCAAAGGCAUUUCAGAGUAUGGUAGUAGGAAUGGUAAGGAAAUUGUUAUCAAAACAUGCAAAGUGGAAUAAAAUUAUCUUGGCUG
Messenger RNA from Condylura cristata (star-nosed mole), 4002 nucleotides. It is a transcript of the gene TANGO6, whose product is annotated as transport and golgi organization 6 homolog (Drosophila). NCBI's taxonomy places the organism in Eukaryota, Metazoa, Chordata, Mammalia, Eulipotyphla, Talpidae. The record is from RefSeq and is a predicted model, not a curated record. The transcript has 18 exons. Bases 180 to 3464 code for a protein of 1094 amino acids. Gene Ontology annotation, biological process: protein secretion.